UUUUUUUAACACAAGUGCGGCAAAUAUCUAUCCGAUAAUAAUAUACAAUAUAAUAUUUUAUACAAUAAUUGUUGUCAUCGAUUGCAUGGUGUUGCAUGUGCAAGAUAGUACGCAUAGACAAAACAAUAGAUAUUUGUGGCCACUAGAGAGGGUGUAAAAUGAUCGGUGUUGUCUAUCGGAGUUGCAUAUUUGUCUCAAGGCAGGUGUUUGUAAGGUUUAUUUACAACUGUUCCAAGUUAGUCUAACCAAAGGAGUCAACUUAUCUAACAGCAUGGCUACCAAAUCUAGUCUAAGGUCAAAGUGGGACGAGUUUGUGGACUCUUCUACAGCUACUGCUGUUGAACUUUCUAAUACAAACCAAGUAUCAACUGGGGUUCGAAAUGUUGUCGGUUGGCUUAAACAGGCAUCAUUAGAAGUACAACACGCUAGCCUACGAACUCUAAGUACAAUGACCGAUCAUGUACCUGGUACAACUCCACCUCUAAUAAUUCUUCACUUUAAUGACGUUUAUAAUGUUGAACCAAGAGACCAAGAACCAUGUGGAGGUGCUUCCAGGUUUUCAAAAAUGAUCAAAUCAUUUGCUCAACAACAACCUAUGAUAUUAUUCAGCGGAGAUGUGUUUUCUCCCAGUAUAUUAAGCACAUUUACUAAAGGUGAACAAAUGUCAAAAGUAUUAAAUGAACUCGGUACACAGUGUGCUGUUUUUGGUAACCAUGAAUUUGAUUUUGGCCUUGAAGUAUUAUCAGAACGUGUUUCUGAAACUAACUUUCCAUGGCUGAUGUCCAAUGUUGUUGAUAACGAAACUGGUAGACCUUUAGGAGAUGGUAAAAUAACACAUCUCUUAGAUUGGCAUAAUAAACGAAUAGGACUAGUAGGCUUAGUUGAACGAGAGUGGUUAGACACUUUAGCUACUAUCGAUCCAGAAGAAGUAACAUUUAUAGAUUUUGUACAAGCUGGUCGGUCUUUAGGAAAACAACUUAAAGAAGAUGGCUGUGAUUAUGUAAUAGCUCUCACACAUAUGCGCAUGCCAAAUGAUAUUAAAUUAGCAGAAAAUGUUGAUGAAAUUGAUUUAAUUCUUGGUGGUCAUGAUCACAAUUAUGAUAUACGAGAAAUUAAUGGCAGACAUAUUAUCAAAAGUGGAACUGACUUUAGAGAAUUUUCUAAAAUUACUAUCAACCUUGAUGAACCUAAUAAUCCAAUUGAGGUAAAGAGAAUAGAAAUUACUAAAGAUAUUGAAGAAGAUGUUGCCAUGAAAGAAAUUUUAGAUUCUUACUUAGGCACUAUAGAAGGAAAAAUGACUGAAGUAUUAGGUACAUUUACUGUAGAAUUAGAUGGCCGUUUUAGUCAAAUUAGAACUGCUGAAACAAACCUUGGAAAUUGGGUGUGUGAUGUUUUAUUAGCAGCCACAGGAGCAGACUUAGUUAUUUUAAAUUCAGGAACCUUCCGAUCAGAUCGUAUUCAUCCUCCAGGAGAUUUCACUUUAGGUGAUCUAGUUAAUAUUGUACCAAUGCAAGAUCCUACUAUCGUUAUAUUAGUAACAGGACAACAGAUUUUGGAAGCAUUGGAAAACAGUGUUUGUAAAUAUCCUAAGACAGAAGGACGAUUCCCUCAAGUGUCUGGAAUUAGUUUUGGUUUUAAUCCAGAAGCAGAACCUGGCAAUAGAAUUGAACCCGAUUUAGUUAGAAUAGGAGACGAAUAUCUUGUUCCAGAUCAGACCUACAAGUUAGCUACCAAAUGUUAUUUACAUAAUGGAUGUGAUGGAUACACAAUGUUAAAGAACUCUCCUGUUAUUGUAAAUGAAGAAGAAUGUCCUGAACUAGGAUUAGCUGUCCAAAAUCAUUUUUCUGCUAUUCAAAUGCGGCAAGGUAAAUCGCGUCGAUUAUCCAAACACAGGCAAAGCCUGGUCACACUUUCUCGAAGACAUAGUUUGGUGAAGUCGAUGGAAGGAAAUGAAUGGGAAGGUGGGCCGUCACCACUUAGAAGAGGUUCCUUAACAUCACCAAGUUUAUCAAUCCAUCAUCAUGGCUAUUCACAUUCUCCAUCGCCACCAUCUUCUACUCAUCACUUUCACCAUCAUCAUCACAAAAUAAAUAGACGUGCUAGUUUUGAUGAUCUAGAACAACAAACUUGUCAACUGUCACCAAAAGUUCAAAACAGAAUUGUUAAACUUACUCCACAGCUUAGACAAGAGAUGUUAAUCGAUCGACAACGUUUGGAAGACGAAUCUGUUAUACAGGAAGUUGAUGAAUUAAACAAUUCUCCUCUAGGCAGUUUCGAUCAUUCAUAAACUCUACAAACAUGAUCGAUCUAGUAGUAAUUAUGUUCUUAAAUUAUUUCUUGUUCCUUUUCCAGUCAAAUGAAUAAGGCAAUUUACCAUUUCCAUUUUAUUAAUCCAUUCUACACUAUUCUAUUAUUGUUCAUUAUUUUUAUUUCUGACUGAUGAUUCAUCAACUAUUUAAUCAAAACUAUUUUCAAUUGAAUUAAUAUAUUGUAAAACUAGUUACUAGGUUAUAAAGCUUAACAUGUCCGGCCUUUAACAAUGUCCAUUUAUUACACACAAUAUUUUGGAAAUAUUCUAGUCAUGAAGAUUUAUAAUAAUUUUAUUUUUUUAUAAUAUUAUAGUUUAUUCGUAUUUAAUGAUAUUACAUAUUUGUAUUAAAAUCGAAAUUUUAUGUAACUACUGUUAUUAAAUAUAAUUAAUAUUUAAAAUUUACAUUGUAAUUAUUAAUGUUGUGUUAAAAUUGUUGACUAGGAAUUAAUUAUGUUAUUACUUAUUUUUACUAUUAUUAAAUAUGUUGAGAAUUUGUUCAU
Rhopalosiphum maidis (corn leaf aphid) is the source of this 2811-nucleotide messenger RNA. Its product is annotated as trifunctional nucleotide phosphoesterase protein YfkN. Gene Ontology annotation, molecular function: hydrolase activity. Gene Ontology annotation, biological process: nucleotide catabolic process. The record is from RefSeq and is a predicted model, not a curated record. Bases 272 to 2287 code for a protein of 671 amino acids. The transcript is spliced from 9 exons. NCBI's taxonomy places the organism in Eukaryota, Metazoa, Arthropoda, Insecta, Hemiptera, Aphididae.